UUUGUUGUUGUGUUUUUUUUUUUUUUUUUUUUUUGAGAAAGGGCUAUUUUUUUGUUGUUGUGGUGUUGAUAUAGGAAUUAGAAGAAAAUGGCAUCAUACAACAAUAUGGCAUGAACACAAUAAUGGGAGAGAUCCAUGAAGCUCACCACACGCUUUCACACUCUUUUCCAACUCGUAUGCUAACCACAAAUGAUCCUUCUUAUGAUGAUUUGAUCGAUAUGAAACCAUCAAAGAUCCUCGAGACAACUUACAUAUCACCAAAAUUGCAACCACCACUCUCUUUUCCUAUUCCUCCUUAUUCAAAGCCUCAUUUUCAUCAUCAGCCUUCCUCUAAAAUUCUCUCUUUCGAGAAUGCUACUCAAAAUGUGAUGGAUUAUGAGCUUUCUCCCACCUAUCAAAACUCAAUCUUCAGCCCCGAAGUUGAGGCUGAAGUGCCGCCAAAUUGGAUGAAUGGGAAAGGGGCCAAGAGAGCUCAACCUUUGUAUAAAAGCCAAUCAAAUGCUCAAGAUCACAUAAUCGCCGAAAGAAAACGUAGAGAGAAACUUACUCAAAGAUUUGUAGCUCUUUCUGCUCUAGUUCCUGGUCUGAAAAAGAUGGACAAGGCUUCUGUGUUGGGAGAUGCACAAAAGCAUAUAAAGUAUCUCCAAGAAAAAGUGGGAGAGUUUGAAGAACAAAAGAGAGAAAGAAGAUUAGAAUCAAUGGUUCUUGUGAAGAAGUCUAAGUUGAUUUUGGACGAUAAUAAUCAGUCAUCUUCUUCUUCAUGUUGUGAAGAUGACUCCUCGACCUUAGAUCUUCCCGAGAUAGAAGUAAAAUUCUCAGAUAAAGAUGUUCUUAUCAAAAUCCUUUGCGAGAAGCAAAAGGGUCAUGUUGCCAAAAUAAUGGCCGAGGUUGAGAAAUUCCAUUUCUCAAUAACUAACUCAAGUGUUUUACCCUUUGGACCAACACUUGAUAUCACUAUUAUAGCUAAGGUAUCCAUAUUUAUAUAUAUGAAGAAUUUGUUGUUAAUUUUAGAGUAAAACAGCCUAAUUAAUGUUUAAGUCUCUUUACAGAAGGAGAGUGAUUUCGACAUGACACUCAUGGAUGUUGUAAAGAGCUUGAGGUCUGCUUUAUCGAAGUUCAUGUGAUUGUUUCAAAUUUUAUGCUAACGUCGAUUUCUUUGGGAGAUUUACUUGUAUAAAUUGAUGAAUCACAUAAUUGGUUUUUGCCAUGAAAAUGUUUUUUUUUUAUUGACAAGUUUUUUAGAAUAGUUGAAGAAUCACACCUCUCACACACAUCUAUAUAAAAUAGGAUCCUUUCCAAUAUUGAGGUUGAGUUAAUUUUACUUGUAUCUUUCAUAUUAUAUCAUUUUUAUUUUUUCGACAUCUAUAUUUCAUGGUGUAUAUGUUUCCUCUUUUGUAUCAUUGGUUUUUAAGGGUAUAACAAAUUGCUCAACUAAUUAGAUAUGUUUGUUCAUCUUUUAUUCAAGUGUCGAAUUUGGAAAUAUUCUUUAUCCGCUUUCCUUUUAUUGAAAUAGAUAAAAUACAAAAGUUAAAUUAAAAAAAGAUAAGAUGCAUUAGUCAGUUAUUGAAAAUAAUGCUGGAAUCCAGAACCCACCCCCCAGAAAAAAAAAGAAAUCAGACACAAAAGGAAGUGAUUCACACAACACAAACGAAAACCUUGCACAAAUCUUGGAACAAACACAACGUCGAAAUCACUAGACAUACCAAAGAGCAAACUAUGUUUGUAAUAUUGUAAUAUUAUUUAUAAUAUUUCAGAAAAUCUUAAAAAUUCUUCCUGCAAAUAAAAUCUGGUGAGCUGACAAAAAUUAACAGGUGAUCAGGUGAUCAGAUUGCCAGUAAAUUAUUGAUACUAUGU
Messenger RNA from Brassica napus (rape), 1854 nucleotides. RefSeq names its product transcription factor bHLH25-like. Bases 111 to 1016 code for a protein of 301 amino acids. Gene Ontology annotation, molecular function: protein dimerization activity. The transcript is spliced from 2 exons. The record is from RefSeq and is a predicted model, not a curated record. NCBI's taxonomy places the organism in Eukaryota, Viridiplantae, Streptophyta, Magnoliopsida, Brassicales, Brassicaceae.